GUUCAAUGAUUAGUAAAGGGAGGAUACACUAUUGCUGAAAAUCCCACGACCAAUUCAAAAUCAUUAUCACCACCGUUAUCACCGAUCAUUUUUAUAUAAGUAUUAACCAAAACCUUAAACUGAAUAUACAACUCUGUGGGUAAAAUAGAUUUGACCAUAUCAACUAUAAAAAGAACGAAUGAUCAUAAACUGCAGUCCCCCUGGAAAAUACUUAUCAUUCUAAAAUCAUGACUUUAAACCAUGAUGAUCAUAUUCAGCAUCUUCGACAUACUGUCAAGGUAGCUAAACGUGCCAUGUCUAUGGGUCGCCAUCCAUUUGGAGCCAUCCUUGUUGGACCGGAUAAUCAAGUGAUUGCUGAACAAGGAAACAUUGAUACUUUAAAUCAUGCUGAAAGUACUCUUUGUAGAACUGCUUAUUCUAAUUACCCUAUAGAUUAUUUACAAAAAUGUACGUUGUAUACAUCAUUUGAACCUUGUGCCAUGUGCUCUGGAAGUUGUUAUUGGGCAGGUAUUGGUACUAUUGUGUAUGGUAUGUCAGAAAAAAGACUACUUGAAUUAACAGGUAAUAAUGAUAAAAAUCCUACAAUGUCACUUCCUUGUCGUGAUGUUUUUUCUGCGGGUCAACGACAAGUUCAAGUAAUAGGUCCUUUUCCUGAACUUGAACAAGAAAUAGUGAAGGAUCACUUGAAUUUUUGGUAG
Messenger RNA from Halteromyces radiatus, 698 nucleotides. RefSeq names its product cytosine/adenosine deaminase. The transcript has 2 exons. Gene Ontology annotation, molecular function: guanosine deaminase activity. The record is from RefSeq and is a predicted model, not a curated record. Lineage: Eukaryota; Fungi; Mucoromycota; Mucoromycetes; Mucorales; Cunninghamellaceae. Gene Ontology annotation, biological process: purine nucleoside catabolic process. The coding region runs from base 228 to 698 and encodes 156 amino acids.